AUGAACGCGUUGUCCACGAGCGCCAACGCCUCGACCUUCGCCGCCAGAGCGCGUGCGAGCGACGGUAAGAUCACGGUGAACGUUCGUCGAACGUCGGUCCGACGCGCGCCCUUGUGCGUGACGGCGGCGGCGAAGAACCUGUACUUCAACAAGAAUGACGGCGUUGCGCUGAAGAAGAUGCAAAAGGGCGUGGACAAGCUCGCGUCUGUCGUUGGCGUCACGCUCGGCCCGAAGGGUCGUAACGUCGUCCUCGAGUCCAAGUAUGGCUCACCAAAGAUUGUUAACGACGGUGUGACCGUGGCCAAGGAGGUCGAGCUCGAAGAUCCUGUUGAGAACGUCGGCGCCAAGCUCGUGCGCCAAGCGUCUCAAAAGACUAACGACCAAGCCGGCGACGGCACAACCACGGCGACCGUUCUCUCCGCGGCCAUGAUCACGGAGGGCAUGAAGAUCGUCAUGGCCGGUACCAACCCGGUCCAGCUCACGCGCGGUAUGGAAAAGACCACGCAAAAGCUCGUCCAACACCUCAAGACGCUCUCCAAGGACGUGGCUGACGACGAGCUUGCCAAGGUCGCCUCCAUCUCCGCCGGUGGCAACAUGGAAAUCGGUGAGAUGAUCGCUGCCGCCAUGGCCAAGGUUGGCCGUAAGGGUGUCAUCUCCCUCGAAGAAGCGCGCUCCGUCGACAACAACCUCAUCGUUGUCGAAGGUAUGCAGUUCGAUCGUGGUUACAUCUCCCCGUAUUUCGUCACCGACCCGGAGCGCAUGACGUGUGUGUACGAUCAGUGCAAGCUUUUGAUCGUCGACAAGAAGAUCAGCACCGCCCGCGACAUGAUCGGCAUCCUCGAAGCCGCGAUCCAACAAGGCUUCCCGCUUAUGAUCAUCGCCGAGGACAUCGAACAAGAAGCUCUCGCGACGCUCGUCGUGAACAAGCUGCGCGGUUCGCUCAAGAUCACCGCCAUCAAGGCGCCGGGUUUCGGCGAGCGCAAGAGCCAGUACCUCGAAGACAUCGCCAUCCUUACCGGCGGUACCGUCGUCAAGGAAGAGCUUGGCUUGAGCCUCGACAAGUGUGGCGUUGAAGUGCUCGGCAGCGCCGCGCGCAUCGAGCUCGGCAAGGAAUCGUGCACCAUCGUCGGAUCUGGCGACACCGCCGCCGAGGUCAGUGCUCGUGUCAAGCAAAUCAACCGCCUCUUGGAGUCCACGGAAGCGGAUUACGAGAAAGAGAAGCUCCGUGAGCGUGCGGCUCGCCUCUCCGGGGGCGUUGCCAUCGUUCAAGUCGGCGCCCAGACGGAGACAGAACUCAAGGAGAAGAAACUUCGUGUUGAGGAUGCCCUCAAUGCGACCAAGGCUGCCGUCGAAGAAGGCAUUGUGAUUGGUGGUGGCUGCACCUUCUUGAAGCUUGCGGCGGCGGUUGAUGGCAUCAAGGAAACUUUGGACAACGAUGAGCAGAAGGUCGGCGCUGACAUCAUCAAGCGCGCCUUGUCCUAUCCGAUCCGCCUUGUCGCCCACAAUGCCGGUGUGAAUGGCUCUGUCACAUGCGAGCGCGUCAUGAGCUCUGCGGAUCCAAACUUCGGCUUCAACGCGGCCACUGGCCAGUUCGAGGACCUCAUGGAGUCUGGUGUUCUUGACCCGACGAAAGUCAUCCGUUGUUCCCUCGAAAACGCGUGCUCCGUCGCGAAGAUUUUCCUUACGUCCGACGUGGUGGUGUGCGAAAUUCCGGAGGAUGAAGACGCUGCCGCUGCUGCUGCGGCCGGCAGCGCGAUGGACAACUCGGGCUACCCGCAAUAG
Messenger RNA from Ostreococcus tauri, 1782 nucleotides. RefSeq names its product Chaperonin Cpn60. Gene Ontology annotation, molecular function: ATP binding; ATP-dependent protein folding chaperone. Gene Ontology annotation, biological process: protein refolding. The coding region runs from base 1 to 1782 and encodes 593 amino acids. NCBI's taxonomy places the organism in Eukaryota, Viridiplantae, Chlorophyta, Mamiellophyceae, Mamiellales, Bathycoccaceae. The transcript has 3 exons. The record is from RefSeq and is a predicted model, not a curated record.